GGCCCCUUCAACGUGAACUUGUCUGGGAUGCCAAGCGGAGAACGCAUCCAAGUUGCGAUUCGGGCUCGGCCGACAAAGAAUGGACACAAAUCGUCAUUGUCAUGGCGGAACAACACAUUGUACAUCCAGGUAGAUGGCCGUGACUCGGCCGCGUCGUUCCUUUGCGACCGUUUCCUCGACGCAUCCACAAGCCACGACGAGGCCUUCUUGAAAUCUGAGGUGGCCUCAUUGGUGCAAAGUGCAGUUUCUGGGUACUCGUGCACAGUGUUUGCCUAUGGACAGGCAGGGGCGGGCAAAAUCCUACACCAUCUUGGGCCAGACUAGGGCAUUGUGCAGCCAACAUGUGCGAAGUAAAGCCUUACAAGACCUAGUUCAUGGCUUUA
Molecule: messenger RNA, 383 nt
Organism: Aphanomyces astaci
Lineage: Eukaryota; Oomycota; Saprolegniomycetes; Saprolegniales; Verrucalvaceae
Exons: 2
Coding region: 28-324 (98 amino acids)
Biological process (GO): microtubule-based movement
Molecular function (GO): microtubule motor activity; microtubule binding; ATP binding
Source: RefSeq, a predicted model, not a curated record